This is a messenger RNA of Elgaria multicarinata webbii, 2538 nucleotides long. It is a transcript of the gene TMEM120A, whose product is annotated as transmembrane protein 120A. The transcript is spliced from 12 exons. The record is from RefSeq and is a predicted model, not a curated record. Bases 51 to 1076 code for a protein of 341 amino acids. Gene Ontology annotation, biological process: fat cell differentiation. Gene Ontology annotation, cellular component: membrane. NCBI's taxonomy places the organism in Eukaryota, Metazoa, Chordata, Lepidosauria, Squamata, Anguidae.
CCCCUCGGAGGGCUCGCUGGCCUGGCUCGCCCGUCGCCUCAGACGCCGCCAUGAGCCGCCGCGCCUCGGUCAGCGAGUGCUGGCGGGACUGGGAGGAGCUGCAGGACGGCUUCCAGCGCGUGCAGGAGACUCACAGGCUGUACAAACAGAAGCUGGAAGAGCUCACCAAACUGCAGGACGGCAUCUCCAACUCCAUCACGCGGCAGAAGAAGCAGCUAACGAAGCUGUCCCUGGCCCUCAAAAAAUGCAAGUCUUCGCUCACCGACUCAGAUGACGAAAGAGAGUUCACCAUUCAAGAGCUGCAGGGUAUGAUCAAAGAGCGGCAGAACGUCUUCUUCGACAUGGAAGCCUACUUGCCCAAGAAGAACGGGUUGUACCUGAGCCUCGUGCUGGGAAACGUGAACGUCACUCUGCUCAGCAAGCCGGCGAAGUUUGCCUACAAGGAUGAGUACGAAAAGUUCAAGCUCUACCUCACGAUCAUUCUGCUGAUGCUGUCCUUCACCUGCCGGUUCCUUCUUAACUCCAGGGUGGCGGACGCCGUCUUCAAUUUCCUCCUGGUCUGGUAUUACUGCACUCUGACCAUCCGGGAGAGCAUCUUGAUCAACAACGGAUCAAAGAUUAAAGGCUGGUGGGUUUUCCAUCACUACGUCUCCACCUUCCUCUCGGGCGUCAUGCUGACUUGGCCAGAUGGGCUCAUGUACCAGAAGUUCAGAAACCAGUUCCUCACCUACUCCAUGUAUCAGAGCUUCGUCCAGUUCCUUCAGUAUUACUACCAGAGCGGUUGCCUCUACCGGCUAAGAGCCCUGGGGGAGCGGCACACCAUGGACCUCACCGUGGAGGGUUUUCAGUCCUGGAUGUGGAGAGGCCUCACCUUCUUGCUCCCCUUUCUCUUCUUCGGGCAGUUCUGGCAGCUCUACAACGCCGUCACGCUCUUCCAGCUGGCCAGGCACCCCGAAUGCAAAGAGUGGCAGGUGCUGAUGUGCGGCCUGCCCUUCUUCACCCUCUUCACCGGCAACUUCUUCACCACCUUGCGCGUCGUCCACCAGAAAUUCCAAGACAUGGCCAAGACGGAGUGAGCGUGGCCUCCAGCGCCUCCCCCGCCUCCCUUCCGCUCGGCCCGCGCGUUUCUUUGCCUACGAAUAAACGGAAGCGCAAAACAGCCGCCGCCGUUCCACGUGCCCAGCGGGAACGAGGCCAAACAGCUCGCAACUGCCCCAAAUCCGGAUACCAGCCAAAGUGUCUCAAAGGACUGAUACACUACGUGAGCACAGAAGAAUUGACAACAAGAUUGAGCCGUGCAACGUCAUAGAACUGUAACGUCAGUACACAUGUAGACGUAAAGUUGCGCAAAACCGCUUCGUCGAUUGCUGAGCUCCGGAUCAGACCCUCGCUAUAGCUCAAAACGUAACACAAUACAGAUGAAAAUAAAUCUCCAAACUGAGGUUCCACAUACAGAAUUCGGAGAUCGGAGGGAAUAUGGGUUCCAGCGAAACGGCCGAAACUUAAACUGUUCUCUCGCUCAGCAAUUUCGUGGCCGAAUUCGUGAGCCUGUUUUGCGCAACUUUACUCUGUUCUGCACAUAGGCGUACCGACGUUACAAGUCUCGGUCUUGUUAUAAUUCCUUCCGCGCUCGCAAAUUGUAUCUGUCCUUUUACGCCGUUGUCUUGGCUGUUCCCCAGACUUGCGUGCCGUUGAGCGUGUGUGGGGUGUGUGGCCCCUUCGCCUUCUGAUCUUCUUCUCCCCGAACGGUUCGAUCCGCUCAACACCAGGCGCCCCUUUCUCUGCCCUCCCGCUCCAAAUCCAGCGGACUGGUGAGAAACGGAGCAGCGCGAAGGCCUUUCCCCUCCCCACAAGAACAGAACGUCGGCCUUAGGCGUGGGAUUCGAAUCACGGUCGCAUACAGCAGACUCCAGAGAAGCGCUUGGGACACACGACUCUCGGCCGUCCUCGGGUACGACCUCUGCCCCGCCUUCUUCCUGCCAGAGCAGAGGGCUGCCAAAUUCCCCAAGCCCCUGUUUUGAGGGGGACGAAAGAAAGGGAGUAGCUUCCCCUCCAGCGUCGGUCAUUGGGGCGUUGCGGCUUUUUUUAUUCGUUGGGAGGGUGCGUGGCCGUCGCUGUCCGAACAUCGCUGUCCUCCCCUUCUCCUGAUCAGUAUGUUCCGCCCUUGCCUUCGCUAUAGGAUUCAGUCCCUUCCGUAACCCUCUCUCUCUCUCGGAACCAGACGUGGCGACUACGGGACCGCCCCUGCCUUUCCUGCACCGGAGGGGGCAACGGCUACAGGCCCCUCUGUGCAAGUUCGGCAUCGGCGCUCAAGCUCGAAAGGACUGCAGAAGGGCUGAAGGCGGGGGAGCGAACCUUGGGCCCCCGUUUUGGCUAGCCCAACAUUUGUGGUGUGGUUUAGCGUGUGUGUGUGUGUGUGUACUGUCAAGAACGGUGGAAGGAGCUCGCCUGCAUCACAACCUAUGUUGUCACCUUCCACAAAUGUACUCUCGUCAUUCCAAAAAUAAAUUGUUGUAAAAUAAAGAACAGGGAAAUGUC